This is a messenger RNA of Malurus melanocephalus (red-backed fairy wren), 4106 nucleotides long. It is a transcript of the gene NOLC1, whose product is annotated as nucleolar and coiled-body phosphoprotein 1. Bases 33 to 2129 code for a protein of 698 amino acids. The transcript has 14 exons. Lineage: Eukaryota; Metazoa; Chordata; Aves; Passeriformes; Maluridae. Gene Ontology annotation, cellular component: nucleoplasm; nucleolus. The record is from RefSeq and is a predicted model, not a curated record.
UGUGCGCACGCGUGGCACGUGUCGGCGUGGGCAUGAUGGCGGAGCGGCGCGCGGUGCCCAGUGACCUGUUCCCCCUCGUGCUCGCGUUCCUGCGCGAGAGCGGCUGCCAGGGCGCCGCGCGCGCCUUCGCCAGGGAGGCGGCGGCGAAGGAGCAGGACCCCAACGCGGCCUCUCUCCUGGACAUCUUCACCUACUGGCUGCGGUCUCCGGCGGCCAAGAAGAAUAAGCUGGUCCCAAACGGCGCCCCGGCCAAGAGGAAGCCGUCCACCAGCAGCAGUGACAGCUCCAGCGAGGAGGAUGAGAAACCCCCGGCCAAGAAGCCAGCUAAAGCACCAGCUGUGCCCAAAGCAAAAGCAGUUCCUACAGCCAAGAAGGCAGAGAGCAGCAGUGAGGACUCCAGUGACGAUUCCGACUCRGAGGAGGAGAAGAAGCCAGCAAAGAAAGGUGCAAAACCUGUGGUGAAGCCAGCUGGAACCAAAAUCCAGCCUCAGAAAAAAGCAGAGAGUUCCAGCUCUGACUCAAGCAGCUCAGAUGAAGAAGCACCAAAGAAGCAACCACCAAAAGCAGCUACACCUAAAUCAGGAAGUAAAGCUGCCCAGGCAGCCACCAAGGUUGUCAAUGGAAAAGCAGCAAGCAGUAGUAGCAGCAGUGAAGAUUCUGAGGAGGAAAAGGCUGCACCAAAAAAGGCUGUUCCCAAGAAAUCAUCUCUGCCAAAACCUGCAACUACUCAAGCACGUCCUGGGAAAACCAAACGUGGCAAGAAAAGUUCCAGUAGUGAGGAYUCAUCUGACAGCUCAGAUGAUGAAAAGCCACCUGCAAAACAAAAGCCAAAGUCUGGUCAGUACAGUGCUGUACCACCUCCUCAAGGAACACAGACAAAGAAGGGCCUUGCUAAGGCACCUGCAAAGAAUGCUGAGAGCAGUGACUCCUCAGACAGUAGUGAUGAGGCAGAGCAGGUGCCCUCAAAGGCAGAAGCAGGCAAAGCAGUAGUAGCUAAAACAGUCCCUGCCCCCCAGAAGAAAGCUGUGACUAGCAAGAAGGCUGAAUCCAGUUCUGACAGUGACUCAGAUUCUAGCUCUGAAGAUGAUAAAAAGAAGGUAGGAAAUAAGCUCCCAGCUAAACAGCCUGUGAUUAAGAAUACUUCCAAACCAGCAAAAGUAGUUGUCAAGCCUGGACAAGCAAAGAAAGACUCCAGUUCUUCCUCAGACAGCUCAGAUUCUGAUAGUUCUGACAAGAAGGCAGCUCCUGCAAAGCCCACAGCUAAAGCAGCAACCCCUGCAGCAAAGAAGUCACCAGCUGCCACCAAGAAAGCACAAAGUAGCUCUGAUUCAGACAGCAGCUCUAGCAGUUCUGAGGAUGAGAAGAAGAAGAAAGGCCCUCCAGCUAAACCAGCUGGCAAAGUGGCUAAGCCCGUGUCCAAACCUUCUACUUCAGCUCCCAAAGCAGACACAUCUGACUCUGAUAGCUCAAGCAGUGAAGAAGAAAAGCCAGCAGGGAAAMCAGCCCCCAAAUCUAAAGGGGCAGCAAAAGCAACUGUGGGGAAGAAAGCAGCUGCUUCUAGUAGUAGCAGCAGCUCGUCAGACAGUUCCAGUGAAGAGGAUGCGAAACCCAAAAAGGCUGUGAAAGGGGUGCAGAACAAUUCUAAGGCCACUGCCUCCACAGAGAAAGCAAAAGCAUCUGCAGCAGCUGCAAACAGUGUGAAGUCUAAGCCAGCYGAUGGCAGCAGUAGUAGCAGUGAAAGCAGCUCUGAAGAAGAGACUGGAAAAGUCAAUGGAGGCACAAUCGGGAAGAAACAGAAGAGGGAAGAUGUUCAGGAGCCAGAGACACCACACAGUAAAAAAGCAAAGAUCAAAGCCAAAACACCACACACAGUUCCCAAGGUGAAACGGCCRUCCUCUCCAUUCCGCCGCGUAAGGGAAGAAGAGAUUGAGGUGGAUGCCCGUGUGGCUGAUAACUCAUUUGAAGCCAAGAAAGGAGCUGCUGGUGACUGGGGUGAGAAGGCUAACAAUAUCCUGAAAUACACUAAAGGCAAAUCUUUCCGCCAUGAGAAAACAAAGAAAAAACGAGGAAGCUACCGUGGGGGCACUAUAUCGACCCAAGUGAAUUCCGUCAAGUUUGAAAGUGACUGAGAAUGAUUCCUUUGGAAUUCAUAAACCACCUGCUCACCAGAACAUCUUGGAUGGGCGGAUGGACAUUAUGGAUGUCAAGUCUGCCUGGAAUGCUACCUCCCCUAGCCCCUUGUGGGGCAGGCAGCUCCAGUGUAGGGAUAUGGGAAAAUGGUUGGAUGUUUCCCCCUUUUAUUUCUAAAUUUUUUUAGUCUCCUAAUUUGAAACCAUCCUUGAGCUGGUGUUACUGGCACCAGUAGGGUGACCUCCAAGACUUAUAUUUUCUACAGUCUUAUUUUAAAAGGCUGACAGUAAUUUUUACUUUCUGUUUCCCGCCCAUCUAGUAGAAAGAAAUCAUUGUCCUGUAUUUUAACCUCUCAUUUCUUUUUCACCCAGUUGAACUCUAAUACCUGUGAAAAGCCAAGUAWUGCCACUUUGAGCCAUUACUGUAAGAAAACCGACUGAUUUGAGCAUUCUGCCUGUAAUCCCCAACCCCACCUGACAUUUCAAGUUUACCSUUGUAGUGUUCCUCUUCUGUACAGGGUUCCUCUUCUGUGUUUUCUUUCAUGGGUUCACCUUGCAAUAAAUACCUACUUUCCUCUUCCUUGCACUCCUGUGGAGGCCACUAACCAGAGUACUUGGAGAAGCAGUCUCUAAAUAUCUUAGUAAUUGAGUAACAGUAUCGAUCAUAGUUGUGACAUGGGGGCUAUUGUCAGAAAGACCAAGGUCYAGUACCGCUGUGGCACUCAUGAUAACACUUCCAUUAGUGUAGCUGGGGAGUAGAGUUGUACAGAAACUUGACUGCAUGUGGUUGCAAAGUUUUACUGUGUGGGAAGGGAAAAGAGACUGAGGAGAUAGAGGCCUCUUUGCAAAAAGCAGAGCUAGAUAAGCAGUGUUUUUGUUUCAGAUGCUCUGGCUGCCAUGUGCCAUUACUCCUUGUUGUGUCUGAACAUAAAAAGUGCCAGCUUAUGCUUACUGCCAGCAGUGUGAGCUGUAGCUUGUUAGAAGUUGAGAUGAAUGUAUCAUUAAUGCCUUAAAUUUCUUUUUUGAGUUGGAUCACUUGCUCUUUGAGCUGUUUUCCAUCUGUUAAAUCCCUCUUGACAAGUAAAAUGCCAGUUUCCCCUUAGCACAAAGGCAAGUAAAGCCUGGUGCUGUAAGUUUUGAAGUACUAGCUACAAGUAUAUGGUCAGUAUGGGGAGCCACAAACAAAUUGAGAAACUAGCAGCCUAAACUGAGAUUUCAUGAGCAACUGUCCAUAUAAUGGCCUACUGCUGCUGAAGGGUGGGCUUGCUUUCACUCCACUUGUGUGACUGCCUCCUUACUUGGGUGCAGUUUGCAUCAGGUAUAACAUACCCAGAUMCUUUGCCCUCUCUUAGGUGGUUUAAGUUAAGUAGUUUGAGGAGCAGUGGACUGAGCCCGUUGCCAGUACAAAUUGAAUAGUGGUAGUGCAUGUUUGGGAAAUAGAGUAGUGGGCUGUGACAUCUGCUUACCCUGUGUGMUGAAACUGCCAGCCAUUGAGAGACAGUGCAGGGCCUGAUUUCCAUGUUUCCAUUCCCUCCCUAAAGGGUGUUAAUGAGAAGAUCCUUGUUACAGGAAGCUAUGUUUGUGUGCAAAGCAGUGUCACCUAAUUGAGGGUUAGGUGAGACUUGAUGAGCCACUCCCAUCUACAUGAGUGGCAGCUUUUUCCAGUGAGCAUUUUUCAGGACUUCCCUGUGGSUUGCACAAUCACUGGGGCCUGGAUUCAAGUCUAUAAUGCAGAGGGGCCCAGGAGACCAUGGUUAUUAAAAGAARGUAAAGGUUAGAGGCCAAAGGAAGGUGGGAAGAGUAUUUUCUGCAUGGGCAUUUGAACAUCUUUCUUGAAGUUUGCCCUCUUUUUUCUGUUUAUCAUCAGGAGCUUAACAUUUGAAACUCCUUAAAAUACUUUUAUGGUUUGAGGUUUUUUAAGAAGUCUAUAAAUGUGAGAAUUUAAUGUGUCAGAAAAUAAAGAUUGCUGCCUUUGUA